CGCUGCGGAGGGGCGCGGGCGGCCACGCUGGGAUCUCCCUCCCGGUGUAAAGCGCACAGCCCCCUCCCGCCACCUAGGAGUUAGGCCGCCUCUGUCGCUGAAUGAUUGCGUCAUCGAGAGCGGAGAAAACUGCCCUCGCAUCCCUUUGACAUAUGAUGUACUUGCCAUGACGUCAUAGCCCUGAGAAGGUGGAAGUCGAGGUUGGCAGGAUUUGAGGACCUCAUGGAGUCCAGAGGGACCAAGAGAGAAGCUGGAGAGAUAGAGGUCGCUGAGCCUCGGAACAAGCUCCCCCGCCCAGCACCCUCCCUGCCCACGCACCCUGCCCUCUACUCUGGGCCCUUUCCUUUCUACCGGCGCCCUUCCGAAUUGGGCUGCUUCUCCCUGGAUGCACAGCGCCAGUACCAUGGAGAUGCUCGCGCUUUGCGGUACUACAGCCCACCUCCCACCAAUGGUCAAAGCCCCAACUUUGACCUCAGAGACGGAUACCCUGAUCGAUACCAGCCUCGGGACGAAGAGGUCCAAGAGAGGUUGGACCACCUGCUACGCUGGCUCCUGGCGCACCGAGGCCAGCUAGAGGGGGGUCCAGGCUGGCUGGCAGGGGCCAUAGUGACGUGGCGGGGGCACCUGACAAAACUGCUGACGACACCAUAUGAGCGGCAGGAAGGCUGGCAGCUGGCAGCCUCCCGCUUCCAGGGAACGCUCUACUUGAGUGAGGUAGAGACGCCAGCUGCUCGGGUUCAGAGGCUCACCCGGCCACCGCUGCUCCGGGAGCUUAUGUACAUGGGGUACAAAUUUGAGCAGUACAUGUGUGCAGACAAACCCGGAGUCUCCCCAGAUCCCUCUGGGGAGGUUAACACCAACGUAGCCUUCUGCUCUGUGCUACGCAGCCGCCUGGGAAACCACCCUCUUCUCUUUUCCGGGGAGGUGGACUGCACAGACCCCCAGGCCCCAUCCACACAGCCCCCCACCUGCUAUGUAGAGCUCAAGACCUCCAAGGAGAUGCACAGCCCUGGCCAAUGGAAGAGCUUCUACAGACACAAGCUCCUGAAAUGGUGGGCUCAGUCGUUCCUGCCAGGCGUCCCAAAUGUUGUCGCUGGCUUCCGUAACCCGGAGGGUUUUGUCUGUUCCCUGAAGACCUUUCCUACCAUGGAGAUGUUUGAAUAUGUCAGGAAUGACCGUGACGGCUGGAACCCCUCCGUGUGCAUGAACUUCUGCGCUGCCUUCCUUAGUUUCGCCCAGAACACAGUGGUUGAGGAUGACCCCAGGCUCGUCUACCUCUUCUCCUGGGAGCCUGGCGGCCCUGUCACAGUGUCUGAACACCGAGAUGCACCCCACGCCUUCCUGCCUCCAUGGGCAACCUGGGCACACCCACCUCCUCACCUUGCUGUCCUUGCGAGAUGGAAACUCUGAGAAGCUCCUCUUCAUCAUGUCCUCCACCCUGAGAGCAUCCACCCGCAGCAGGUUGAGGAUCAUGGUGUACGUGAGGCGGAACUGGGACUGCAGCUGAGAUGGCUUCCCCUGGGCCAGGCCAGAGACGCCAGUGAGACUCGGGGGUUGGGGGGAAACCCACUGCCCAGCUGCUCUGCUCCAAGCAGCUAUAGUCCCAGCCCUGCAACCUCGGGGCCCUAGACAAACUGCCUGCUCACCUCUGCAAAGCAAGGGAGCGAGACUAAAUAAACAGACUCUCCAAGGUCCCACCUAGCUCCAUAUUCACAGUGAAAAGACAAGAGAAGACGAGAUCCACCCUCAUCCUCAGAUUGGCUUGCUCCUCCCCUGGCUGCUCCCAGACCAAAGGAGAGGAGAGAGAGAGGAGAGGGGAGGAGAGUGGGCACCGAGGAUGCAGAGGGGCCCAGAGCUGGCCUCGAGGUGCCCCGGCUCACCAUCAUCAUGCGGUGCAGGUCCGCCAUCUCGGGCACGCGGCCCUUGCAGAGCAGGAUGACCGUGCCCGUGGGGUCCAGGCCCCUCCGGCCCGCCCGGCCCGCCAUCUGCACAUACUCCCCAGGGAGUAGGUCCCGGAAGGUGGAGCCAUCGUGCUUUCGCAUGGAAUCAAAUACCACCGUCCGGGCCGGCAUAUUUACACCCAUGGCGAAGGUCUCCGUGGCAAACAAGACCUGGGAUGGGGAGGGGAAGAGAGGAUCAGCUAAGGGGCUAAACACAGCUGUGGCGCAGCCCUGGCCAAGCCCACCCCACUUCGUAGUCAAGGCUAAGGCACUAGACAAUAGUCCCAGAUGGUUAACACACGAGAUCUCAUCUGACUCUCAAGGCAAAUCUACAGAGUAGGUACUGUUGUUUUAUUUAUUUAACUACCUAUUUCUUUCCUUUCACCCCCACAGCCCACUCCCGUCUCCCCUCUGUCAAUCUUUAAUGUGUAUCUUUUCAUGUGAAUGUGUUUUAUAAAAUGU
This is a messenger RNA of Budorcas taxicolor (takin), 2402 nucleotides long. RefSeq names its product decapping exoribonuclease (gene DXO). Gene Ontology annotation, molecular function: mRNA 5'-diphosphatase activity. Gene Ontology annotation, biological process: NAD-cap decapping; nuclear-transcribed mRNA catabolic process. The coding region runs from base 223 to 1410 and encodes 395 amino acids. The record is from RefSeq and is a predicted model, not a curated record. Gene Ontology annotation, cellular component: nucleus; cytosol. The transcript is spliced from 8 exons. NCBI's taxonomy places the organism in Eukaryota, Metazoa, Chordata, Mammalia, Artiodactyla, Bovidae.